AUGUACAUUUAUUUUGGAAUAGGUGUUUCACUAAUUUUAUUAUACACUUUGGUGAUUAAACCAUUAAUCUCGCUUUUGUUGAUCAAAAUUAAAUUUGGAAAACAGGCAAAAAUUAUUUUCUACCCUAUUUUUGGAGACAUUAUAGAAAUCGAAGGCUCCCUUAAAAAAUACAACGAUCAUUAUGAAUCAUUAAGAAGAUACUUUACAGAGAAUAAAGACUUAAAAUUUAUUUUAUUAAAUGUCUUCAAAACUCCUCUCAUCCUAAUUGGAGACCCUGAAAUUAAUAAAAUGAUACACACUGAUCAUGAAAACUAUAAAAAAAUAGAUUUUCUAAAUAAUAAGUAAAAAAUAUCUAUAUAAUAAGUUCUCGUCUUAUGGGAUAGGGUUUACUGUAUUAGUCUGGUUAGAAAUGGAAGAGUCAAAGAAAAUUAUUGGGAAAGCCAUUUGAUUAUGACAAGCUGAAAGCAAGAAUUCCAAUGAUGAAUUAGGUCGUCAAACAAAAAUUGGAAAAUACUUAUAACAAUCCUUUAGAUUUAACCAGAUCUAUUGCAGGGGAAGUUGUAAUACAAACAUUCUUUGGAUAAGAGGCCUAAAAUGCAUAACUUAAUAAUAGGGAGGCUCAAUCUGAAAUUGUGGAAUUGUUUAAUGAUGUGGCAGAAGCAAUUUAUGGAUCUUUGUAUGGAUUUAUGAAAUGGAUGAUUCUUGGAGAAAAGCAAUGGAAGAUAUUUCCUAAUAAAUUAGAAAGGGACAUCAAUAGGAGAAUUGAAGAGCUUACUGAAUUUGCUCGAAAGGUUAUAGAUGAUAGGAUUACAAAAAUAAACCAGGAAGGAUUUAAGAAAAAUGAAGACGAUUUUGAUUUCUUGGAUAUUCACUUAAAAGAGUUUUUAGGAUCUAAGAAUGAAAGUGGAAUCACCAAAGAUGAAAUAAUAUCUUAGUUUAUUACUUUAUUUUUUGCUGGUACUGAUACUACAUCAAGUGUUGCCGCUAUGAGUUUAUUUUAUUUAGCUUAGCACCCAGAUGUUUAUGAUGCAUUGGUUAAAGAACUAGAGAAUGUAGUUGGUGAUGGUGAUGUUCUUGAUUAGCAUCUUUCAAAACUAUUAGAAUUAAAUUCAUUCAUUUGGGAAGUAUUGAGAGUAAGAAAUCCAGCCAGUGGACCAUUAGUAAGAAUGGCUAAGUAAGACUUAGUGUUGAAAGAUUUGCAUGUCAAAAAAGGAUGGAUUUUAAUGCCAGCUAAUUUUGUGUAAUAAUAAACGGAUAAGUACUUUGACAAUUAUAAAGAAUUUGAUCAUAAAAGAUUUUUGAAGGCUUAAGCAAUAAAAGAAGAUAAUGGUUUUGUUAAUAUUCCAUUUUCUGCAGGCCCUAGAAAUUGCAUUGGACAAGUAAUUUAACAUACUUAAUAUAUUUAGCAUAUGGCACUCAUGGAAAUUAAGGUCAUCUUAUGUCAUAUUUUAAGAACCUUCAAAAUUAUCGUAGUGCCAGAUAAGAUGAAGAAUUUGAAAUGGAAAGCAAAGUUUUUGUAUUUCCACGAACCAUUAGAUUGCAUACAAUUAGUCAAAAAAUGA
This is a messenger RNA of Paramecium octaurelia, 1562 nucleotides long. Lineage: Eukaryota; Ciliophora; Oligohymenophorea; Peniculida; Parameciidae. The record is from the annotation of a GenBank genome assembly.